This is a messenger RNA of Lactuca saligna, 1299 nucleotides long. The record is from the annotation of a GenBank genome assembly. Lineage: Eukaryota; Viridiplantae; Streptophyta; Magnoliopsida; Asterales; Asteraceae.
AUGGUUGAUGGGGUUGGACUUCCACUUAAUGCUGCAGACCUUCUCCCUACACUGGUAAAGCUGACUAAAAAAGUUACUGAACAAGUGAGACUUCUAGCAGGUCACUACAUACCCCAACUUGCUUCUCUCAUUCUCUCAGAAAACAAGAAAACUAACGGAACAAACAUUAAUCUUCAUGGGAUUGCGAUUGGGAAUGCUGUGAUAGAUGACAAUGCAACUGAUGAAGGGAUUUAUGAUUUCUACUGGACACAUGCUCUAAACUAUGAUGAGACAAAUGCAGGGAUCAACGAGUAUUGUGGCUAUGGUUCUGGGAAUUUCUCAGCAGAGUGUUUUCAUUAUCAAAGCCAAUCAGGUAGUGAAUAUGGUGUGAUUGAUAUUUACAACAUCUAUGCACCAUUAUGUGAUGGAUGUAUCCAGAAACAUGCAGCUAGAUCUAUGUGCAAGAAGCUCUUGAUGUCCGAAAUACCUCAUGGGGAUUUUGCGGACAACCCAACAACCAUUUUGCCUACUAUCACUCAACUUAUUGAAAAUGGAAUUAGUGUCUGGAUAUACAGUGGUGACACAGAUGGAUGUAGACUACUUGGAGACCAUGGUACAAUAAAAAAGAGGUUGGAGGAUAUAAGAGGAAAGGUGAUUUUGGGAGGUCACAACCAGCAUCUGAUGCACUGUCAAAAGGUGCUUGGUCUUGAAGAGAGAAAUAGAUGUCCAACAACUUCGGUGGUAUGGCUACUGGAAAAGUAUAAGAGACAAUGGCUGGAAGAACUGGCUAAAAUUUCAGAAAAGGUGAGCAAACAAAUGUUGGAACUGUACGAACAAAACAAAGUGGCACCAACUCAGACAAGGAACUACUUGAAUUCUGGAGAAUAUAAAGGUUGCAAUUUCAGCUUUGAAUACCGAUUGAGGGUUAGUCUUGGACCUGUUGGAGACUUGUUGUUGACAUCUCGUGUCAGAAAUACAAACACAGAUCAAAAACCAUUUUCUUUCACUGUUGCAUAUAAAACCUAUUUUUCUUUUUCAGAUAUCAGUGAAAUCUGUGUAGAAGGAUUGAAGACGUUGAAAUUAAGCACAAGAUAAGGAAGGUAGGUCCGACUUGGGACAUGGAGACUCAUGAAGGAGACAAUUACACACAUAUUCAAGUAAGAGACAGAGUUGGAUGAUUAUUUGAUAGUUUUAUAGGAAUGUAUAACCCAUGUUAGCAAUGAAUUAUUUUUGUUUAACAUUUGAAUGAUUAUUUGUAUGACAUAUUAUAAUUUGUGCAAUUUAUUUUAUUUUUUGUGUAUGAAAUUUUAUUUUAUAUUA